UUAGCUCUGACUGCUCAGCCAGAGCUGAUGUGUAAAUCUAAAGGGGCAAAGCCCUCCUCACGCAUCCCCACCAUCAAGAACAGGAGAUAGGAGACUGUGUUUCUCAGAUGAAGAAACCCAAAGGGACAUAGCAGGCAGCACAGUCCAUCUCCCAUGGCUCCAGGCCCCUCCAAGGCAGGAGACAUCUUCCCUGUUGAGGUUUGGGCUGUUCUGGCAGCUCCAUGGAGAAAACUGCUGAAGGAGCAGGCACCUGAUCCAUGUCAUUUCUUGUCUCUGCAGGCACCAUCCAAGGACUCUUGUGGAGCCCACUAGCUGCUUAGAGGAGCUGAGCAUAUCUCAAGGUGCCUUUCAAGUAGAGGGAGCAGCACAGGCAGCCUAUUCAGGAGCUGACAUGCAGCAGCAGAUCAGCUCUUUCUUUAAUUCCAUCUUGGAGCUCAUCCGUACCAAGCAUGAGGAAGGCAUCUUCAACACGGUCUGCCUGGCUGUGCUGUUGGGUCUACCCUUCGUUGUCCUCAUGGCUUUCAUUUUCAUCUGCUGCCACUGCUGCUUCUGCAGACGGAGGAGAGAAAGCACAAGGAAAGGUGGCUUCAGCAGCAAUGGGCAGCUGCAUGCCGAGAGGAACAAGAAGAAAAAGAAGAAGCAACAGGAUGAAGAGGACCUGUGGAUCUCAGCUCAGCCCAAGCUGCUCUUGCUGGACAAGAGACCCUCCUUGCCCAUCUAGCAGACAGGAGGGUGUUCAGGCUCUCUCCUCUGAAAUGCCACCAUUCCUUUCACCUGUGCACCAGGAGGGGUGAGGAGAUACCAAAGCUGCUGCCACUUUGUGGUGAUUUUCAACAGAGGCUGAGCCCAGCAUGUUGAAGUGCCAACAGAAAACAAGGCGGUCAGGUACAGGUUGUGCAAGCCUCUUUUCCCCCACCAUAACAGGGAGCCCCUGGGCAGACACCCCUGCAAAGGACAGGUGAGAACACAAGGGUGACCUGCCACUGGGUUCUGUGUACCUCCUGCCACAAGCACAGUGCACACACAUGGGGCUGGCACACAGUGAAGGGGGUGCAAGGCUUUCCCUCUGCACUCAACUGCAAGCACGCGAGCUGCGGCACAAAGGUGCACAGGACAACAUUCACCCAAAGAUAAAGCCACCUGCACACUCCCCCUGCACAACACAGCUGUGAGUGAAGCAGGCACUGUGGUGUGCUUCACACACCUUGUUUGCUUGCCCCGCCAUGGAGAUGACACAGCUUCACUGUCUAGGCUCCAUCCAAAUCCAGCUCCCUUUGGAGACACAAAGAAGGCUGAGUUACCCCACAGCUCAAAGAUGUGCCAUCUCCCAGGCUACCAAACCAAAAUCACUUGGCUAAAGUGACUGAAGCUAGAUGCCCUCAGCCCAACCUUGGAGACCUUAGACACCAUCCUAAGGCAGCACAGCAGAAGGAUGCCUUACCACAUAGGCUAGAAGCAGGAAGGAGAGGAGGAGGCUGCCAAACCAGCCCUUUUGCACCAGCACUUAAGAAAGCACAUUCCUUGAAAAACUGUUUUAUACAAACUUGCCACUAAAGAGCCCACCAUGCUACUGCAAGAGCAGAAACACAACCUGAGGCUGUGUAAGAGCUUUGCUACAGGCAUUCGAGUUAACUGUUGAAUUACUACUGAAGAAGAGUAGGACCAGAGGCCCCUCUGGAGUGGGGGCAGGCACAUGGAAGCAGUACUGAAGCAGAAGACAUGGUUCCCUGGCACACUCAGCCAUCACCUCUCCCUGCAGCCCUUGUGCCAUGAGUCAGACACAAACACCCAUAAGUAUGUGCUGCCCCAACUGAUGCCGGCAGCUAACAGGACCACACACAGCUCUCACUCCUGCUCUGUUUCCCACCUGCCCCACCCUGGCUUGUGUUCCCAUCCUAUGUCCCUUGAGCUGGGGGGGGGUCUCCUCUGCUCCCCCCUCUCUGCCCCACCAGGUUCUGUCUCCCCCAUCUCUUCUAGCAUUGAGGGAUGCAUGUGUGUGAUGAGAAGUCUCAUCACACCUGGGUUUUGCACUGUCUGUACACUGGAUGUCUUCUCUUCCUUCCAUUUUCUUCCAGUUCUUAAGAUGCUGGAGCGCACCAGAGCUGCCAGCCAGAGACAGACAUCUGGGGAAUAAGCAGCCAAACCCAGAUGGGCAAGCCUGGACAGAGCUGCUGGGCACAGGUGCUUCCAGCCCAGCCAAGGGUGAUGAUGCCCUUGCCUUUGGCUCACUUAGAGGACAAAGCCACUGGCUCGAAGCAGCUGCUUGUGCCACCCGGUCCCAGCACAGCCUGUUUUAUCUGAUGCAGGCAGAGCUAUGAUGGACACAUCAUGCCACAGGGUCUGGCUGUGUGCAGCUGCGCUGGGAACAGCCAUGAGGCUAGGCUCCUCUUCACACAGCCCUUUAAAUUGACCCCAUAUGUGCCUUAUUUUCCAGUUUGCUUUGUCACAAUUGAAAUUAGUUACUCCCUUCUGCUCCAAAACAGGAAGCAACAUAUAAUGGUAGAAAAAUCUGGAUUUGCCACAUGCUGUGCUAGGAAACACAGAAAUAGCUCUGAUCUCUAGCUCAAGCUCCCAGACUAGCUAAGAUCUUGGAGAGCUAGCACUGCACUUGUAUUAUUCCUUCUUCAUUCCCUCCUUUCCCCAUCCAGGUACUUUUCUCAGUCCUCCUGCCUCCACAAUCACAGGGCGGCCAAAGGAGCCCAUACAGGUGCUGUGAUCCAGAGGCACAAACAGCCCUGGAGGCAGGGUGGUGCUAUUUGGAAGAUUCAAAAAAAUAUCGGAGUAAGGGGAACUCUAUGGGAGGCCAGAGGCUCAGCCAAACUAGCAGGGGCACUUGGGCAGUAUGCACCAUCAGAGUACAGCCUACCUGGUGUGGAGGUGCCAGGCUUUGCAGGGCUUUCUGCAAGAAGGCUCUUCUGCAGAAAGCAUAGCAAGUAACUCUUCAGGUGAGGGCAACCAAUUCCUGCUAGAACCAGAGAACUGCCAGAAAAAUGUGAGCACUGUAUCACACACAUCUCCAGAUCCAGGCUUUGGGGAGUUCAGAGCUAGGUCUGAAUUUCAAGAGCUCCCCAAAAUCAUCAUUCAAACCACCUUUGGGCUGGGCAGGGAGGGACCAGGAUACAACCCUGCCCUGAUCAUCCCACCGGUGGAUAGUCCGAGCCUCUGCACUCCCUAAAGCAUGGAGGGGCUGGCUUCUGUGGCAUCUGCUGCUUGAGCAAAACCAUGCACUGAAUUGGCUGCUUCUGGAGGAAAAAGCAAAAGAACAGCAACAGCCUGAGGUGCACUAGAACCUGUUACACACCAGCUGGGCAGCAGCAACCCUGCAGCACCCACAUUACCAAGGGGGCAGAGAUGCACAGUACAGAAAGUCCCCUGUACAGUCCCUGCUCUGCAGACACCCCAGCCCUGCCUCCCACAACUGCAUUUCAGUAUCAACCUUCAAUUUUCCUGAACAAGUCUGUGCAACAGGGAAGAAAACAAAUUUUGUGCAAUCUUUUUUAAAACCAAAAAUAAUA
Messenger RNA from Cinclus cinclus, 3515 nucleotides. Its product is annotated as KIAA0040 ortholog. The record is from RefSeq and is a predicted model, not a curated record. NCBI's taxonomy places the organism in Eukaryota, Metazoa, Chordata, Aves, Passeriformes, Cinclidae. Bases 392 to 721 code for a protein of 109 amino acids. The transcript has a single exon.